Messenger RNA from Babesia ovata, 1311 nucleotides. RefSeq names its product zinc C3HC4 type RING finger domain-containing protein. Gene Ontology annotation, molecular function: ubiquitin protein ligase activity. Lineage: Eukaryota; Apicomplexa; Aconoidasida; Piroplasmida; Babesiidae. The record is from RefSeq and is a predicted model, not a curated record. The transcript has 5 exons. Bases 1 to 1311 code for a protein of 436 amino acids.
AUGUCGCGGGCUAAUUCCAUCGACGAAUACGUCGGCGUACCCGUGGAGCGCCACAGCACCAUGACGCUGUCUCCCAGGGAUGACAUGGAUUUAUUUGACCAUGUUCCACAUGAUUGGGAUGACGGGCAAUGCCCGUGCUUGAACCGUGCGCGAAGGCACGCUUAUUGUGAAUCGUGCCACCUCAACAGUCUCAUAGGCCCAGGUCACGAUUGCCAUUCGGCGCCAGUAACUAGAUACGGUUCGGCGCCGGCGCAACAGGCGCUAGUACACCGCCGCUCGAUGCCCCCCGAUUCGAAUUGGAACAUGAUUCCCCCAAUGCGACAUCAGACGUCGUUGACGGACCCGCGCGGAUUUGGCAACGUGCACCACACAAGGGCGCAGACAACGGGUUUUGGCGGACCAAUGCCGCAUUUGACAAGGACGCAGCGCUCCUACAUCAAUGCCAACCCGCCAAGCACCAGAGAGGCGCUCACGCUGCGGUUCAUGAAGGCUAAUAUGGCACGAUUCCCAAGCAAUGACACCGGAAGUCAUUACUCGAGGUCGGAUUCGAUUCCAUUUGGGGGACCGCAGCUGACACGCAAUCGAUCGGCGCCGGUCACUGGGGUGCUAUCAAGAACGACGUCGAUACAGCCGCCGCUGUCAACGCCAUCCUCGAGCAUAACGAGGCACAGAACUUCCAUGCAUCCGACCUCGCGAAGGCAAAUCAGCGAGCCAGUGAACCUGCAAGGGAUGGGCCCUGAGCCAACACUGGCAUCCAUGCAACGCGACAUAGAGGCACUCAACCGAGUGCUGCACGACUUCCAGCAGAAUUUCACUAUAACACCCGCGGUGACCCACGAAACGCGGGACGGCAGACCUUUGGUACGCCGGCAGAGCGAACGCGUCACCGAGGUGCACGCCUUAUACGAUGGCGUUGAAAACGCUCUCAACCAGAUGCAGUACGACCCGCAUGCGGUGCCGGUGGCACGCACGCCGCGGGGUAUAAUGGACGACGAGCAGAUCAACCUCAUGAAUCCCGAUCAGAUGCUCCAGGAUGUUCAGGAGUAUGAGGAUUCCGUGCCCACACCAGUUGGGCUCGCGGACGAGAUCAUCUCGCAGUUUCCGGUGGCAAAGUUCGACGCCGUAGCUGCAGAGAGGUGGGACGAGGACACACGCCGAUGCGCCAUAUGCCUAGAGGCAUACGAGCAGGACCAGCGCAUACGUAGACUCCCGUGCACACACGGAUACCACAAAGUUUGCGUAGACGAGUGGCUGGGAAGGAGCACAAUCUGCCCGAUUUGCAAGUUCGAUUACAGAAUCAUGAUGACGUGA